AUGGUCGCCGCCAAGAAGCACGUCCCCAUCGUCAAGAAGCACAAGACUUCUUUCAACCGUCACCAGAGUGACCGGUUCGAUCGUGUCGGUGCCAGCUGGAGAAAGCCCAAGGGUAUCGAUGGCCGUGUCCGCAGACGUUUCCGCGGUACCAUCCGUAUGCCCAAGAUCGGCUACGGCUCCAACAAGAAGACCCGUUUCUUGACCCCCUCCGGCCACAAGGCUUUCCUCGUCAACAACGUCAAGGACCUUGAGCUGCUGCUGAUGCACAACCGAACCCACGCUGCCGAGAUCGCCAGCUCCGUCUCAUCCCGAAAGCGAAUCGACAUCAUCUCCCGCGCCAAGCAGAUUGGCGUCAAGGUCACAAACGCCAAGGCCAAGGUCACCACCGAGGUCUAA
Molecule: messenger RNA, 396 nt
Organism: Trichoderma asperellum CBS 433.97
Lineage: Eukaryota; Fungi; Ascomycota; Sordariomycetes; Hypocreales; Hypocreaceae
Gene: CRP63
Product: 60S ribosomal protein eL32
Biological process (GO): translation
Cellular component (GO): ribosome; cytosolic large ribosomal subunit
Molecular function (GO): structural constituent of ribosome
Source: RefSeq, a predicted model, not a curated record